AUGGUAUCAUCAUUAGUUCGUGGUGCUAAAAAUGAAUUAUAUCAAUAUAUAUCAUAUGCAAAUGAAAAUGAAGAUGCUGAAUUAAUUGAAAAUUUUAAACAACGAUGGUCUCGUGUAUUACCAUGUGAUACAACAAUAUCACUUGAUAAAUUUCAACUUAUACGUACACUUGGACGAGGUUCAUUUGGUCGUGUUGUUUUGGCAUUAUUAAAAAAUGAUAAUUUAAAUAAAAAUGAUGGAAAUAAAUUGUAUGCUAUUAAAGUUAUGGAUAAAAGAAAAUUAGUUCGUUAUAAACAAAUUGAUCAUACAUUAAAUGAACGUCGAGUUUUAUAUUCAUUACAACAUCCAAAUACAGUUCGAUAUUUUUUUUCAUUUAAAGAUAAUUCAUUUAUUUAUUUAUCACUUGAAUAUAUUGGUGGUGGUGAUCUAUUUACUUAUUUAAGACGUACAGGUAAAUUUAAUGAGAAACAUGUGAAAUUUUAUGCCGCUCAAAUAUUUCUUGUCUUUGAAUAUUUACAUCAUUUUGAUAUAUUAUAUCGAGAUCUUAAACCAGAAAAUAUUUUAAUUGCAGAAAAUGGUUAUUUAAAAGUAACUGAUUUUGGUUUUGCAAAACAUGUUAAUGGUCGAACGUAUACAUUAUGUGGCACACCAGACUAUUUACCGCCGGAAAUCAUUAAGCAUAAAGGUUAUGGAAAAUCUGUUGAUUGGUGGACAUUUGCUGUUUUAUGUUUUGAAAUGGCUGCUGGUCAACCACCUUUUUCUGGUAAAGAUCAUAUUCAAUUAUAUGAAGCAAUUGUUAAUCAACGUUAUACAUGUCCAUCAUCUUUUUCAGCCGAAUUAACUGAUUUAAUUAAAAAAAUACUUGUAAUUGAUGUUACAACAAGACUUGGCUGUUUGGCUAAUGGAAAUAAAGAUAUACAAAAUCAUCCAUUUUUUGAUAGUAUUAAUUUUAUUAAAAUAUAUCAUCAAUCAGAAAAUCCGAAUAAUAUACCAUAUAAACCAGCAAAAAAAGAUCCAUUAGAUCCAUCAUCACUUAGUCAAGCAGAAGAACCAAUUCGUGUAUCAAGACAUAAUCUUCAUGAAGAUGAAUUUCGAAUGUUUUAG
Messenger RNA from Rotaria sp. Silwood1, 1104 nucleotides. NCBI's taxonomy places the organism in Eukaryota, Metazoa, Rotifera, Eurotatoria, Philodinida, Philodinidae. The record is from the annotation of a GenBank genome assembly.